Messenger RNA from Phyllostomus discolor (pale spear-nosed bat), 2478 nucleotides. It is a transcript of the gene NCK1, whose product is annotated as NCK adaptor protein 1. Gene Ontology annotation, molecular function: ephrin receptor binding. Gene Ontology annotation, biological process: negative regulation of endoplasmic reticulum stress-induced eIF2 alpha phosphorylation; negative regulation of PERK-mediated unfolded protein response; positive regulation of translation in response to endoplasmic reticulum stress. The record is from RefSeq and is a predicted model, not a curated record. NCBI's taxonomy places the organism in Eukaryota, Metazoa, Chordata, Mammalia, Chiroptera, Phyllostomidae. The transcript has 4 exons. Bases 850 to 1983 code for a protein of 377 amino acids.
CAACCUACUAUUCGCUGUAUCGCUUCCUCUUCCCUGGCGAAGUUAAGCCCCGGGGGCGCCGUCUGCCGGCCCGGAGCUGAGCCGGAGGGGGCGGGGAGGUUGCUCGGCCAGGCCUGGGCUUUUGAACUGCAGCUCCGUAAGACUGUCAGGUUACUACCUCCGGGUUGGGGGAGGCGGGGCUCGGGCCUGCGGCUUUCCUGCGCGUCUCUGGAGUGCCAAGUCGAGAUGAGCACCCAGGGCGAGCACCCCUGCGAGGCUUCAGGGGUUCAGUGUGCAGCGUGCGCUUCUCUGCUUCUUUUCCUACCCCCAAAAGUCCUGUUGCCUGUUGUGGCCUAAAGCAAGGCCGGGAAGGUGGUAACAUGUUAGAGGAGGAAAGGGGGAGAGCCUUGGGCGGAGGAUGGACAUCCUUGAGAUGCUCCUUCUGUCCCUCCCCCACCAGCCGGUACCCUCGUUCUUGGGAAAUCUGGGUUAUUUUAGUUGUAUAAUUUGCUGUAGAUACGUGGUAGCUCCGUACCUGAGUUGCUUGGGCUGUGAGCUUUUGUAAUAUACCCGGUAAAAACGAUUUCGAAAGGUUGAUUUUGUAACAUUAUGUGUUUCCAUAAAAGUUAAAUUUGCCGUUAGAAGCUCAGGAAGCUAGAUUUUGUUCAGGGCUGAGAACCGUAACAAAAUACACGCAUUAAUGUUCAACUGAUGAGCUAGUGACCUGAAAAUAAUUCUACCUGUUAGAUUCUGUAAGAAACCUUAACGAAGUAGGAAAGAAUGAAGUUAAGGAGAAUUUUCUAACCCCAUCUUGGGUGGUGAGCCAAGGACCUCAAUGUCCGGUCAAAACGGUGCUGAAGCUACUGAAAGAUGGCAGAAGAAGUGGUGGUAGUAGCCAAAUUUGAUUAUGUGGCCCAACAAGAACAAGAGCUGGACAUUAAGAAGAAUGAGAGAUUAUGGCUUCUGGAUGAUUCUAAGUCUUGGUGGCGAGUUCGAAAUUCCAUGAAUAAAACGGGGUUUGUGCCUUCUAACUAUGUGGAAAGGAAAAACAGUGCUCGAAAAGCAUCUAUUGUAAAAAACCUAAAGGAUACCUUAGGCAUUGGAAAAGUCAAAAGAAAACCCAGUGUGCCAGAUUCUGCAUCUCCUGCUGAUGAUAGCUCUGUUGACCUAGGGGAACGUCUUUAUGACCUCAACAUGCCUGCAUAUGUGAAAUUUAACUACAUGGCAGAGAGAGAGGAUGAAUUAUCAUUGAUAAAAGGGACGAAGGUGAUCGUCAUGGAGAAAUGCAGUGAUGGGUGGUGGCGUGGUAGCUACAAUGGACAAGUUGGAUGGUUCCCUUCAAACUAUGUAACUGAGGAAGGUGAUAGUCCUUUGGGUGACCAUGUGGGUUCUCUGUCAGAGAAAUUGGCAGCAGUCGUCAAUAACCUAAAUACUGGGCAAGUGUUGCAUGUGGUACAAGCUCUUUACCCAUUCAGCUCAUCCAAUGAUGAAGAACUUAAUUUUGAGAAAGGAGAUGUAAUGGAUGUUAUUGAAAAACCUGAAAAUGACCCUGAGUGGUGGAAGUGCAGGAAGACCAAUGGAAUGGUUGGUCUGGUGCCAAAAAACUAUGUUACCAUUAUGCAGAAUAAUCCUUUAACCUCAGGUUUGGAACCAUCACCUCCACAGUGUGAUUAUAUUAGGCCUUCACUCACUGGAAAGUUUGCUGGCAAUCCUUGGUAUUAUGGGAAGGUCACCAGGCAUCAAGCAGAAAUGGCAUUAAAUGAAAGAGGGCACGAAGGUGAUUUCCUCAUUCGUGAUAGUGAGUCUUCGCCAAAUGAUUUCUCAGUAUCACUAAAAGCACAAGGGAAAAACAAGCAUUUUAAAGUCCAGCUAAAAGAGACUGUCUACUGCAUUGGGCAGCGUAAAUUCAGCACCAUGGAAGAACUUGUAGAACAUUACAAAAAAGCACCAAUUUUUACAAGUGAACAAGGAGAAAAAUUAUAUCUUAUCAAGCAUUUAUCAUGAUACUGCUGACCAGAAGUGACUGUUGCACAGCUCUAAUUCGUCAUGUAACUGAAGACUGAGAAAAUGUCAGUACAAUCAUGCUUGAUUGGAUAUUGCUGUCUCUAACUCUACAUGAGAAUUGACUAUAAUACAUAAGUAUUUUUAUUAUAACUCAGCCCAUACAUAUAUAUACUACAUAUGCAACCCAUCUGCAUAAGCAAUUUCUUUUCCUUGGUCUUCUGUGUUAUUGUUUUCUUCAGUAUUUUUCUCUUUGCUUCUAAUAUUAAGGUUUUAUAUCUUGAGAAAAUGAUGCAGAUCGAAUGUCUUUAUAUGGAAGAAUUUCUUAUAUUGCCUUUUCUUUAUUUCCUUGUAAGGACACCAUAUUAGUCACUUCCUCAAUGGCUUUUCUUCAUGUAAAAUUAUAUCAAUAUAUGGCAUAUGCUAAAAUAAAUUUCUUGGAGAGUGUUAAUCUUUUUUGUGACUAAAUAGCAAUAAUAAAUGGAAGAUUAGAAAUUA